Molecule: messenger RNA, 933 nt
Organism: Parastagonospora nodorum SN15
Lineage: Eukaryota; Fungi; Ascomycota; Dothideomycetes; Pleosporales; Phaeosphaeriaceae
Exons: 4
Coding region: 1-933 (310 amino acids)
Source: RefSeq, a predicted model, not a curated record
AUGGCCGAUGAGGCGCAGAAGAAUGUCGUGCAGCUCGCUGAGCAGGUCGCGGAAGGCUUCGCGGCUCUGAGUGGAGAAUACCAGAUUCUGUUCGAUCAGCAGAAGCAGCUUGAGAGCAAGCUAUCGUGGGCCAAACAACAGUAUCUUGACCUCCUAAAGCGCUUCACCCCCAACACCCUCUCGCAAGACCACCUUACCUUCCUGCAGGACCUCGAGCACGUUGGUGACGAACAGCCAAGAAUACGCCUUGACUUGAUUGAACAACUAGCACAAUGUGAUGAUGUCGAGCGCAAAGGUCGAGCGGUUGCCCUCCGUCAAGCUGAGAUCGCUGCCGGAAGCCUUCGUAGUCACGCCGGGGACCCAGAAGUGAAGAUUUGGAGUGGCCCGUCGGCAGAUCAGGCCACGGCACUACCGCACAUCAAUACCAACGACCGGUCUCCUAUGGAGAAGGACUUUACAAUCGCAGCUUCUGCUGAGCCCUCUGUUGCUGCAUCUGGCUCUGCCGCCGUUUGUCCGAUACGUUUCCUUGACCAGCACGACCCUGAAGAAGUUGCAAAGUACUUUGAGAAGCACAAACACGAACUACCGCGAAGUCAUGAAGUUUGCAUUACCCGUUUCCAGAGUAACCAAGAAAGCAUUGAGCAACUGGACCGGAAAUACGGCAACCUGACCAAUAUGAUUCAAGGUUUAGGGCAGAAGCAUCAAGCCUGGCUGCCGGAAGAACCUGAGGACGCCAUCGAGGAAGAGCCCGAAGCUCAGAUGGUUGCUGGAGGAAAGGCCGAUGCGAAGGUAGAGAAGUGGGCCAAAACUGUGUCGGCUAGCUUACAUGAAGGCACCCCAUCAGUCGAGGAGGAGCCAAUAGAUCACGGUGCCGACGAAACAAGAACCGCUCACUUCGACCGCCCCAUGAACGAGAUCACCGGAACCCUCUAA